AUGGCCAGCGCUGCUUCGCUGCUUCGCAGACUGAUUCUCGAGUCUCCCCCGGGAGAGUGGGCCAUUAACCAGCUACGCGAGCUCUUGAUCGGCGCUCUGAAGCAGGGCCCCGUCCCGCAGCAUGUAGCCUUCGAGAUGGACGGCAACAGGCGCUAUGCUCGAACCCAUCGAAUGGAAACCGUCGAGGGCCAUCACCGCGGAUUCGAAGCACUUGCCAGAAUCAUGGAAAUUUGCUACAAGUGUGGCGUCAAGGUCGUCACCGUAUAUGCAUUCAGCAUUGAAAACUUUAACCGCCCCAAAUACGAAGUGGAAGGUCUCAUGCAGCUUGCCAAGGUCAAGCUUGAGCAGCUCACUACCUAUGGAGAUAUUCUCGACCGCUACGGCGCCUGUGUUCGCGUCCUCGGCCAGCGCGACAUGAUUCGCGACGAUGUCCUGCAAGUCGUUGACAAGGCAGUUGCCCGAACCAAGCAUAACAACAAGGCUGUGCUGAAUAUCUGCUUCCCUUACACCUCUCGAGCCGAAAUCACCACCGCCAUCCGCGAGACCGUCCAAGACUUCCUCCACCCGCCUCCUCCUAAAAAUACUCCUUUUUCGCCUUCGCGUAUCCGCCAAAAGGUUCUUUCUUCCCAGUAUGACGAUCGCGACACGCUUCCGACCAUCCGCGAUGCCUCGCCCGACGACCGUGCCGAGGGCGACGCUGACAAGGACCUCGACGGUGAUACCGGCGACUCUUCUUCAACGCUCCUGCCAGACUCACCCCAGCCCCGUGUCCGCGCAAGAAAAAGCUCCGCCGACUUGUCGGUCCUCCCCAAUCCCGAAUCGAUUACGGCUGAUACUCUCGACAGCCACAUGUACACGGCGCCGGAUCCGCCUCUGGAUGUCUUUGUUCGCACCAGUGGUGUGGAGCGUCUCAGUGACUUUAUGCUCUGGCAAUGUCACCAGGAUACACAAAUCUUCUUUCUCAAGUGCUUCUGGCCAGAUUUUGACCUGCAGCAUUUCGUCUUUGUUCUGCUCGAGUGGCAGUGGCGGCAGAAGCAGAGAGCCAGGGACGGCUCGGUGCAGAUCAAGGGCAACAAGGUGCGCAGGGCGAUGGAAUAG
Messenger RNA from Cordyceps militaris CM01, 1098 nucleotides. RefSeq names its product dehydrodolichyl diphosphate synthase. The record is from RefSeq and is a predicted model, not a curated record. Lineage: Eukaryota; Fungi; Ascomycota; Sordariomycetes; Hypocreales; Cordycipitaceae. Gene Ontology annotation, cellular component: lipid droplet; endoplasmic reticulum; membrane. The coding region runs from base 1 to 1098 and encodes 365 amino acids. The transcript has 3 exons. Gene Ontology annotation, molecular function: ditrans,polycis-polyprenyl diphosphate synthase [(2E,6E)-farnesyl diphosphate specific] activity.